CACUCGACUACAGAGCAAAGUCGAAAACUACUGUACUUAUCAAGUCUAAUUCGAAGUAGAUAGCUUAGUUUCACUACUGUUUAUUUUGGAAUGGCGAGGAUGAUCGGACCUUUGGAAGUUGUACCGGCAAUUCAUGUUUUCCCGGUGAGGGUCUCAGCUUCGCCUUCUUUGGGGACAAUAUACGAGGAAAAAGAUGAAGAAAAACUCAUACAACAACAUGAGAUCGAGACUCGAGAGUUGUUGUAGAUUUUGUAUUUUUGUUGUUUAUUCCAUUUUUGUGUUGUUUAUUCCAUUUUUGUGAAAUUCACAGUCACCAAUGUAUCUUGAUAAUAUGUUUGGAUGUUUUCAGAAUCCAGACUCCUUUUUCACUGACGUUAUAUAUAUAUAGUCAUGAAAUAAAGAUUUAAGAUCAUCAAAAAAUUGUCAAGAUGAUAUAAGAUCACCUUUUUACGUUAUAUGAACUUUGUAUAUAUAUAGUCUCACAACCUGGGAUUUAAGAUAUAUCAUCAUACCUAAAUUUCAUAAUUAAAAUAUUUGCUGUUGAUUAUUAGUGUACGUUCUACAAUCGAGACAUUUUACCAAAAAAAUGUUAGGAAUAAUUCUGAAAGAAAAAGAAGCAAAUAUUGACUAAUAAUGACCCGAUGAUGUAAUCCAUUCCACACACGCAAGUUAGCUUUUUUUAAGCCUUUAACCGAUGUUUUCCACUAAACCACACAAAUUAACAUAAGCCUAACAAUUAGUAUUAGUAGGUCGAGAAUAACUUUCCGUCUAUCAUAGACUUUGAAGACCUUUAUGCGAGAUUAUUACACAUAGAUUAGUGGUCCUAACUAAAUCAAUUAUUUUAGUACUAUUUUUUUUUAUUAAGGACAAAGACGUUUACUUGAUUAUAGCUUAAAUAAUGACGCCACAGCAUUGACUUGUUCCUAGUUUGACUCCGAUUCAUCUCAAAAAUCCUCCAAAAUUUCCAAUCAAUCGAUCAAAGAAAAAUCAACCAUGGGGAACAUCUUCUGCUGCUGCUGCCGCAUCAGAGACGGUGGAAAAAAACACAAAGUCCCCGCGACGACGCCGCCUCCUUACAUCGAGUACCAGAAGCCCGCCACGAUCCGCAACGAAGUUAAUCUGAGGAAGGAGACUCUGAGGCUCCGACCCGACCCGGAGAACCCGGGUCAACUCCUCGUCUCCUUCUCGUUCGAUGCAACCGUCCCCGGAAGGAUCACACUCGUUUUCUUUGCGGAAGAAGACUCACAGUUCAAUCUCACAGCGACGAAGGGAGAUACUUUACCAUUAAUCACUUUUGAUUUCGAAAAGGGAGGACUUGGCCACAAGUACGUACAGCCGUCUGGAACUGGUGUGGACUUGUCGUUAUUUGAAGAUUCAGAGCUGUUCAAGGAGGAGGUUGGAACUUGUACCUAUCCGCUGGCGGUUAAGAUGGAGGCAGCAGCUCCUGAAGAAGGAAAGUCUAGGAAUGCGCAGAUUACUCAAGUGACCUUUGUGAAGGAGAAAGGUGAGGUUAAGAUAAGAGUGGUGAAGCAGUUGCUAUGGGUGAAUGGGGCCAGAUAUGAGCUGCAGGAUAUCUAUGGAACUGACCAGGGAAAAGAAUGCGUUGUGUGCUUGUCUGAAGCGCGCGAUACGAUUGUUCUCCCCUGCAGACACAUGUGUAUGUGUAGCGGAUGUGCUAAGGCGUUAAGGUUUCAGAAAAAUGAGUGUCCAGUGUGCAGACAACCUGCAGAGAGGCUUGUGGAGCUCGAGGGAAACGGUUACAGCAAUGAAGAUAAACAUAUUUAGUUAAGCAAUCAACUUUGUGUAAUAUAAUAGCUGUAUUUGAUUUGUAAUAAUAUUGAAUGUUAUAAUCGUAAUAUUAUUAUGUUUACCCAAUC
Messenger RNA from Brassica oleracea var. oleracea, 1877 nucleotides. Its product is annotated as probable E3 ubiquitin-protein ligase LUL1. Gene Ontology annotation, molecular function: ubiquitin protein ligase activity. NCBI's taxonomy places the organism in Eukaryota, Viridiplantae, Streptophyta, Magnoliopsida, Brassicales, Brassicaceae. Gene Ontology annotation, biological process: protein ubiquitination. Bases 994 to 1785 code for a protein of 263 amino acids. The record is from RefSeq and is a predicted model, not a curated record. The transcript is spliced from 3 exons.